This is a messenger RNA of Colletotrichum karsti, 2472 nucleotides long. RefSeq lists its product as uncharacterized. Gene Ontology annotation, cellular component: cytoplasm. The record is from RefSeq and is a predicted model, not a curated record. The transcript is spliced from 4 exons. NCBI's taxonomy places the organism in Eukaryota, Fungi, Ascomycota, Sordariomycetes, Glomerellales, Glomerellaceae. The coding region runs from base 1 to 2472 and encodes 823 amino acids. Gene Ontology annotation, molecular function: guanyl-nucleotide exchange factor activity; protein binding.
AUGGCGACAACCCUCACCUCGCCCAUCCAGAACCCGCUCUUCACGCUGAGCACCUCACCGUCCUGGCACAAAAUGGCAGAUCCGCUUGAUAAGGAAAAUUAUGAGGCCAGCUCCCUCUCCGAGAGUUGCACUCCUCCUCCGACACCGGAACUUGGAUUCGCAAUUCCGAUCUCGAUGUCUUCCAAGAAGUACUCGACGAGGAGAUUUCAUUCUCUGGAGUCGGCGGGUUCGAGGCAGAACAGAAGAAGAAGCCUCUUCGCGCUCUUCGGCCCUGGCGUCGAGGAAGCCGGAGACACUUCGCAGCCAACAGCUACCACCUCUCAAGGUUCGUCGCAGUCCAGCAACAUCCCAAUCUCACCUACGCAGCAGCUUGAUCAGAUGUUGUCCAUGGGCAACAAUCGUCAGGCCGAGAAAGCUGUGAAGAUGGACCGCGACUCGACCUCGGAUGGUGCCCCCAAGCAAGCCGAGACUGGCGGCGACAAGGAGACGAAUGAGCCCACUGCUUCACCCAUGAUGAAAAAUAUCGACAAAUCAUCCGAGAACAGCGGCGAUGUUGGCGCCGGCAGCUCAGACGAGACCCAGUUGACCCCCAACAAGACCAAAUCGCCAGUCCACCGUCACAAAAGAAAUGAGACUGCCGUCAAGAUUGUCGAUCAGGAGUCUGCUGACGCUGUUAUUCUCCCUUCUUCGCUGUACCAAUCUCCUACCGAGUACGGUCGCGACACAUUCUCAACCCAGAAAACGGAAGGUGCGACCCUGCCCAUACAUCUCAAUCCGGCGGCCUACUCGUUCAACCAAGAGUCGAGGGAGAUUACCUUUCUUCCAUCUGUAUACUACGCUAGUGGUGCUCUUCCUGCCCCUCCUCGCAGCCUUCCCAACAUUCCUGAGGAGAAUACCCAGCCUGAUGAGGAUGAUGCUUCCCUUCUCCCCUCAACCUCUUUCAACACAUCUGCCCCAGCGCAUGGCAUUCUCAAGACUCCGGUUGAGAAGAAGAAGCCGAACGAAAAGAAGGUUCACUUCGAGGCGGCCAAGGCCAGUGAUCCUGAGGACGAGCAGUGCGACUCGGACGAUUCCGACAAGACAGUGAAGGCGGGUGUUGGCGGAAUGAAGGCCGCCCUUCCCCCUGGUCUGUCUCCUGUCAUCUGGGACGAGGGAUCUGAGCCGAAGAUCUGGUUGAAGGACGGUAAGCCUACUCUCUUUCGACCUACCAAAGAUCCCGGCUACUACACCUGUCCUCUCUGGUCUCGUCAAUACCCAGAGAUUCUCUCUAACGAUCCCAAAGUGAACCGUUACGCCUCGAGCGACACAGACAGCAUCGUCUCUCAGGAUGGUAGCCAGGCUUCGUCUAGCUCUGUGACGAGCGCGAACACAGCCUACAACAGAGGCUCCAAGGCCCCCGAGAGGAGCAGACUCGCGAACUCGCCCCCAGUCACCAACACAGCCACGCCCCUCGUCGACUACAGCAACAUGCCAGUCAUGCCUCCUAUGCCCUCCGGCUUCAACUACCCUCCCGUCUACCGGAACCGUGUCGUCCUCGAGGUCGGCGGUCGUCGCUUCAUCUCCUCCAUUGACGUCUUGGAGCGCAGCCCCUACUUCAAGUAUUUCCUCGCCAUCCCCUUCAUGGAUUGGUACCGCGGCGGAGUCAUCCACAUCGACAACGACGGAGAUCUCUUCGCUCACAUCCUCCGCUACCUCCGCACUGGAAGCUACCCUUUCUUCUGGGACGCUCGCACCGGCUUCGAUUAUGGCAUGUACGCAAUGCUUCUGCAGCAGUCUCGGUACUACCUUCUCCCGAAGCUCGAGGCCUGGAUCAUGGAGCAGAAGUACCUGAAGGUCGUUCGCACCGAUGUCAUGCACCGCAAGCUUGAGGUCCUCGAGGACCAAGAGUGGGUCUGGAAGCACAGAGCCGAGGGCCUCGACUCGUACGAGGUCACUGGAGUUGUCUCUUCUACCAGAGACACCAAGAGCCGUGCCGGAAAGCUGAAGGCGUUCGGCGUUGAGAAGCCCGAGAAGGACGAGGAGGAGGACAUUGGCGAGGGUCCCCAGGAGGAGCGUGCGAACAUGGAGGCUAUUCAAGUCUUCACCAAGUCCCAGAGGACCAGAGUGAACAUUGACUUGUUGCGCUCUUUGGACUUUUGGAAGAUGAACAAGAUGAGAGACGAACUGGAUGAGAAUGGACAAAAUGAGAACGAACAGGAUGAGAACGAACAGGAUGAGAACGAACAGGAUGAGAACGAACAGGAUGAGAACGAACAGGAUGAGAACGAUCAGAAUGAGAACGAACAGGAUGAGAACGAACAGGAUGAGAACGAUCAGAAUGAGAACGAACAGGAUGAGAACGAACAGGAUGAGAACGAACAGGAUGAGAACGAUCAGAAUGAGAACGAACAGGAUGAGAACGAACAGGAUGAGAACGAACAGGAUGAGAACGAUCAGAAUGAGAAACGCACAGGAUGGAGACAAAAAGGAUGA